Molecule: messenger RNA, 3640 nt
Organism: Diorhabda sublineata
Lineage: Eukaryota; Metazoa; Arthropoda; Insecta; Coleoptera; Chrysomelidae
Product: zinc transporter ZIP1-like
Exons: 3
Coding region: 2532-3566 (344 amino acids)
Biological process (GO): zinc ion transmembrane transport
Cellular component (GO): plasma membrane
Molecular function (GO): zinc ion transmembrane transporter activity
Source: RefSeq, a predicted model, not a curated record
AAAUUAUUAAAUAUAAAAAGAUCUAAUAUCAAGAAAUUAGUUAAGUCUCGAUAUUUUUAAAUAUACAUCACUAGCUGAUAUUUUAGAGGAUGAAGUGUCAUAAUUCAAUGGAAAAGAUCCCGUAGGUGCCUUUACUCAAAUUAGCCGUCUUAAACGUCUGGCAAUUUCAAGAAUACAGUCAUAAACAAUAUUCUGCCAAAUGAGGACAAAUUAUGGUCACUAAAUCCAGAACGAAUGUGGUAAGAUGUAUCAAACUUUAUUUAUCUUAUUUAUUUUUAAUGUAUACAGAUGAAGUAUAUAAGACCGAGCUACUGAUUAUCGAAUAGGGGAUUGCAUGUGAGUGAUCCACGUUUGUGGAGAGUUGCAAGAAGUUCAGAGCUGCGUCAAUUUGGGUAUGUGAGUACUAUUAGAGAAGAUUAACUAUGAUCACAAAGAAUAUGAACAAGACCCGGAUUAUUGAGAAGAAACAUGAAAUUCACUUUUGUAUUUGUUACUCCUAUAUGAAUUUGAUCAUAAUUUUACUUGGCCACGUGAUAAAUAAACUGAAAUAUUUUAAAAAGGAAUAGAGAUAUGUAAUAACAACACAUCCCAAGCUUAUCCAUAUUGACGAGAAAAUGUAAUAAUAUGCUUAAAUUGCGACGGUGUAAUUGAGAGUGCAAAUAGAAAUUGAAUGUUUGUUGAGUUGUUUUUUAUUUAUAUUAAAUAUCAAGUGAAAAGUGUAGUUGAUCUGUUUAUAUGAUAUCAGUAUAAUAGUAUUUUCAUUACUAGCUUCAAGUGUUAACUAAAUACCGACUAAGGUUGUUUAUUUAAGUCAGGUUCGUCGAGUUUAAAUUAUUUUUCUAUUAAACAUGAGAUAAAAUUGAUAUUAGUUCGUAUCUGCUUGAUAAACUUCUAUAACAAGUACCGUAGUCAGAUUCAAACUACCACAACUAAUUUAAAUUUUUCUAUUGAUUUACCCUCUAUUUUAUUAAAAAUUUCAAAUCAUCAGUUCUUGUUACAACUGUGUUUUACACGGAAUCAUUUUCUAUAACGCCUUUAUGUUGUUGGCUGAUUUAUCCCAGAGUUACGGCAAAAUCUCUUGUUAUUUUACCAAAAAAUUAACCAGUAGUGUUUCUAUUUAGUUAUUAUAUAUUCUCUUCUCAAAUUUUCAUAAUAUGAGAUUUUGAAUGGUUUAUUGAAGAUAUGACACUCAAUAAGUUGUGCGACUUACUAAAAAAACACAUUUUCUUUGCCAAAAAUAGAUUUCAUUCAUAAAUGUAUCUCUUUUAAAAGCAAUACAAUCAUUCCAACGCUUCUGUAACUCCUCGAUGUCGUACUUGAAGAAGGGUAUGUUUCUGUCUCAAAAUAUGCUUCAGUUUCAGCAAUUGCUUCUUUAUUUGAGGUGAAUUUCUUACCGGCGAGUAUUUUUUUGUGAUCAGCAAAUAGCCAGUAGUCACUGGGGGCCAAAUGUGGACUAUAAGGUGUAUGAGGAAGCAAUUCGAAGUGUAAUUUGUUGUUGACAUUGACUUGUGAAUCGGCGCAUUGUCUUGGUGUUGGAAUAGUGUUUUUUUCUUCGAAACAUGAGGCCUUGAUUUUUGUAUUCAAAUAAUCCAAUGACUCUAUGUAGAAUUCGCUAUUGAUUGUCUCCCCAUUUUGGAGAUAGUCGAUGAACAAUAUUCCAUGUACAUCCCAAAAUAGUGAAGCUAUAACCUUCCCAGCUGACUAAUGUGCUUUUGGACGUUUCGGACGUGGUUCACCGGCUGCAGUCCUCUCAGGCGAUGAUCGUUUUGAUUCCGUAGUAAAGUGAUGAAUCCAAUAUAACAUAUCGAUGUAAAACAAAAUCUGAUUUAUUACAUGUAAACAUGGCCGAACACUGUUCUAAAUCAUCAACACGUUGUUGCUUUUAAUCGACUGUGAGUAAAUGCGGCACCUAUUUUGAAAUUAGCUGUUUCUAAAAUCAAAUGUUCAUGUAUAAUUGUAAACAUCCUGUCUUCUGAUACCUUAUGGCCUUAGCUAUCUCAAGUAAUUUCAAUUUACGAUUAGAUAUAAGUAAGUAAUCACCUUAUUUGGACGACUAGAACGUUCACCAUCAUCGAUCUCUGUACGACCACGUUUAAAUUUAGCAAACCAAUAACAAAUGGUUCUUUUCGAUGGAACAGAGUACGGAUAAAACAUUUGAAGCUAUUAUUGAGCUUGUACAGUUUCUAGAAGCAAUGAUAAAUUAACACACGAAAUUGUUUUGAAGAUAACAAAAUUAGUUGCACUUAAAUGGCUUUUUAAAACAUUUGGUAUGUCUUGUGAAGAUAACGUUUUAGAUAGUUACAGUUUCCGGAACCUAAAUAUUAAUCAGAUACUAUCCAAUUACUUACAUCAGGACAUAAUUAUUCCAUUUGAACUUACUGCCAUUUUUUUCAUAUUUCAGAUCUAUCUAUGAUUGAAUGCUUCUUUGGAUAUAAUUAUAAUUUCAAAUCAACCGUUCCCGCUAGUAAUUCGGUAGUUGAAAUUGUACAAUUUUUAGUAGAAGAUUUGGAACUGCAGAUAAACUGCGGAAGAUGAGCAUGUUCCGAACAUUACAACAGAUAACAGAAAAUGAGGAAGAGCCCGAAGGAAAUGCAACUAUAGCAAAAAUCACAGCAAUGUGCGUCUUGUUUCUGGCCUCAUUUGUAAUUGGCAAUCUACCUAUAAAAUUGAAUCAUUGGUUCAAAUGGAAUUCUGAUGCAAAAAAUAACUCUCCCGUUAAAUUUUUACUCGGAUUGGGUGGUGGAGUUUUGCUAUGUACAACAUUCGUUCACUUAUUACCGGAAGUUAAUGAGCAUUUUGAAGAUCUGAAUCUCACGCCUGACAUUGAAAUACCUUAUGCUGAGGUCUUAAUGUGUAUUGGUUUUUUUACUAUGUAUUUCAUCGAAGAAUGCGUCCACGUAUAUUUACAUAAAAAAGAAACUGUCCCAAAUUUUGAAGCAGGAAUAGACAAUCAACAUGAAGCGGAUUUAGAAAUAGCCAUAAGACGUAGUGUUUCAAUAAGAAGAGGAGAGGAAGACUUACUGAAACGUCAACAGUUAGCACUAGCUAUUCAUCAAAAUGAAAAUUCACAUGCUCGAAGAGAGCAUUCUCAUUUACCACUGCCUACAGCACAACAUUCUGCAGUAACUGUAAUAAGAGGAUUAUUAGUGGUAUUGGCUUUAUCGAUUCAUGAACUCUUUGAAGGUCUCUCUGUAGGUCUCGAAUCAUCAUCUCAUACUGUUUGGUACAUGUUUGGAGCUGUUAGUGCUCAUAAGCUCGUGAUUGCAUUUUGUAUCGGCAUUGAACUUGUCACUUCAGGUUUAAAAACCUUAUUUGUAAUUGUUUUUGUUUUUAUGUUUGCGGUGGUUAGUCCUUUAGGUAUAGGAAUAGGAAUUUUAGUAAGCACGGGAAAUGAUUCAUCUACUACCGUAGUUUCUGUGAUAUUGCAGGGUCUAGCUUCUGGCACUUUGAUGUAUGUGGUAUUUUUUGAAAUAUUACAGGGAGACAAAAGAAGCGGCAUGAAACAAUAUGGGGCUGUACUUUUAGGAUUUUUGGUGAUGUUUGGUGUAACUUUGCUAGGUACGUAACGAGUUUGGUGAAAUAUUUGUAUAUAUUUUAUAUUUAUAAAUAAAGAGAAAAAUUUCCAUGUGUCUUGAAUAUC